AUGGUACAGGAUAUUUUGAUGUUGAAUUUCAUAGAUAUGAAUUUAAAACACUCCAUGAAAUUGAACUUAGUGAAGGAAGAACGAAAAUUGAUCUUUGUGAAGAUGAAACCGAAAUGGAGCUCUGUAAAGAUGAUGAAGAAGUUGAGAUUUGAAUUUCGUAAAGGAAGAACGACAGUAAAAUUUUGUGAAGAUGAAAUCGAAUAG
Molecule: messenger RNA, 204 nt
Organism: Ambispora leptoticha
Lineage: Eukaryota; Fungi; Glomeromycota; Glomeromycetes; Archaeosporales; Ambisporaceae
Source: the annotation of a GenBank genome assembly